Molecule: messenger RNA, 1788 nt
Organism: Impatiens glandulifera
Lineage: Eukaryota; Viridiplantae; Streptophyta; Magnoliopsida; Ericales; Balsaminaceae
Product: triacylglycerol lipase OBL1-like
Exons: 3
Coding region: 95-1576 (493 amino acids)
Biological process (GO): lipid metabolic process
Molecular function (GO): triacylglycerol lipase activity
Source: RefSeq, a predicted model, not a curated record
UCAUCUUCAUCAUCAACUGAAUCAUAACUCUCUCCAAACCCAUAAAAAACAGAGCAACAACAACUGAGAAACAAACUUGUAAAGGAUCUUGGUGAUGGCGGCGGUGGCUGAUCCUGAUUUUGAUAACGCAUGCAUCUUUGACGACUACACGAUGCUAGAUCCUAACUACGUCACAUUCAAAGACCUAGCCAAAUUGUUGUUCCGUAAAGACAAUCAAAACUGGAAAUUCGUCCGGUCCAAGUCAUGUAGGAAAGACAACAAGCACAAUAUCCCUUUUGAGAAUCGAAGGAUAAUCUUUGUCCGUCUGUUCUUACAGAAGCUGUUGCAGUUUUUGCUCAUCCCUUUGUCAUGGGCUGGCUCUAAGCUUGAGAUGUGGCUCAAUAUCUGUUCUCAUAACGAAAACAUUUAUGGUCUUUUACUUAAUCUGCUUUGCCGGGAGAUGGUAAUGCCCGAAACGAAUAGCGAAACGUAUUUAUCCUUUAUUGGAUGCCUCGACAAGCGAAUGGAAUUACCUAACCAUAUUAAACCUGGCGACCCUAAAUAUUACUCUUCAAUUGCUGUCAUGGCCUCCAAAUUAUCCUACGAGAAUCAAUCGCAUAUCGAAAGAAUCGUCACCAAGGUUUGGAAGAUGGAAUUUGUUGGUUUCUUCAACUUUUGGAACGAUUCCCGAAAUAAAGAAACUACCCAAGCAUUUAUCUUCAGAGAUAGGAACGUGGAGCCGGAACUAACGGUAGUGACAUUCCGUGGAACCGAGGCCUUUGACGUAGAUGAUUGGUGCACUGACCUCGAUUUCUUGUGGUUAGUUCUCGAAAAGAUAAUGGGAAAAGGGAAGGGGAAAGUCCAUUGUGGCUUCAUGAAAGCACUAGGCCUUAAGAAAAAUGAAUCGCCAGAAAACAUAGACGAACCAACUACUAAUGCAACUAAUAAGGUCGCUUACGAUGAAAUCGUGAAGAUCCUGAAACAGGUUUUGAGCGAGAACGACAAAGGAAGGUUCAUAGUAACCGGACACAGUCUUGGCGGCGCAUUAGCCGUGCUCUUUCCGUCAUUACUAUCCCAUCAUAAAGAAGAAUUUUUAUUGAAGAGAAUGGAAGGAGUUUACACAUUUGGGCAGCCCAAGGUAGGGGACGAGGAAUUUGGUGAUUUCAUGACAGACAUGUUUAAGGAAUAUGAAAUCGGAUAUCAAAGGUUUGUAUACGGAAACGACAUAGUGCCUAGGUUGCCUUACGAGGACUCUACACUUAUGUUUAAGCAUUUUGGUUCUUGUAUAUUUUUCGAUUCAUCUUAUAAUGGUCAAGUGGUGGAUAAAGAGCCAAAUAAUAAUUACUUCUGGGAUUUAAAGAAGUCUUGGAUUGCUUUGAAGGAGCUGAAGAGGAGUUUCACAAUUGCCCAUGAAAGAGGCCCUGAUUAUAAGGAAGGAUGGACGUUGUUGUUCAUUAGAAUAGUUGGACUCGUUUUUCCAGGCUUCUCGGCUCAUUGUAUUCGAGAUUAUGAUAACUCAGUCCGCUUAGGGUCGGAUGAUAUUUUUCGUUCUAUUGGUUCUGUCUCCCAUGAUAAAAAUAAGUGUGAUUAUAGCUAGGUUACGUCAUUACUAAUGUGUUUUCUUAUUGUUGUGGUGAUAUUAGUGGGGGGAAAUAAAGAGUUAUGCAAUGUAAUUGUGUUUGGCUCUUAUGAGUGGAUAUGAGUUUCUUUUCUUGUUCUUUUGGUAAUCAUGUAAUCUUGGAAGAUGUUGAGAUGUUUUAUAUAAUAUAAUGGUAUUUGAAUAAUUUAUGAUAAAAUUUUAUAAUCUGA